This is a messenger RNA of Exophiala spinifera, 825 nucleotides long. RefSeq lists its product as uncharacterized. Bases 1 to 825 code for a protein of 274 amino acids. NCBI's taxonomy places the organism in Eukaryota, Fungi, Ascomycota, Eurotiomycetes, Chaetothyriales, Herpotrichiellaceae. The transcript has 2 exons. Gene Ontology annotation, molecular function: oxidoreductase activity. The record is from RefSeq and is a predicted model, not a curated record.
AUGGAAGCCGUUGACGAAACGCCUGCUGUGGGACCUUCUCCCGCCCCCCGGCACCCCAACGCCGGUCGUCGACGACUGCAAGGGAAAGUCGCUGCCAUUACAGGCGCGGGAGGAUCGAUCGGGCUUCAGACGGUGGUGCGACUUUUGCGGGAAGGGGCCCGAGUGGCCUUCAUAGACAUCAAUCGUGAGUCUUUUAUCGAGGCUUCAGAAGCACUGAAGCCGUUCGAGAAUGCCGACAUUCUUUUUAUCGAGGCCGAUGUGGCCGAGGAAACCGACGUGCAGCACUACAUCCAGCAGACCGUGCAGUAUUUCGGACGGCUGGACUUUGUAUUCCUCAACGCUGGUAUUAGCUAUUCCUCGACCAGUAUCAUGGAGACCACGGAGGAGCUUUACGAGAAAGUCAUGAGGAUCAAUGUCAAGUCCGCUUUUCUCGGGCUCAAGCACGCCGCUGGGGCAAUCCGAGACUGUGGCAAUGGGGGAAGCAUUCUUCUGACUAGUUCGAUAGCCGGGUUGAGAGGGACCCCGGGUCUGUCACUUUACAGUGCUUCAAAGUUUGCUCUUCGCGGUCUCGCAUUAACAGCGUCCCAAGAGCUAGGUCAAUACGGGAUUCGUGUCAAUACCAUUCAUCCUAGUGGCAUCAACACCCCCAUGUUCCUGCAGGCUUGGAGUCCAGCUCAGAGAGAGGAGAUGCGCAAAGGGGUUCCUUUGGGGAGAUUUGCCGAAGUCGAAGACAUCACUGGCACUGUUGCUUUUCUCGCGAGCGACGACUCAAAAUUCGUGACAGGGGCGUUCUUGAAGGUAGAUGGGGGAAUUGUCAGCUUUUAA